AAACAGGCCUUUGCACUGUGCAAAGCAGGUGAAGAUGACAAAUCCAAUCUCUCUUUCGAAAGUCUUACCAGUAUCGAAACUCUUCGAGAUCUUCGAGAUCUUCCGCACACGGAUCCUGACAUGUGGCAGCGUAUCCAGCUCCGCAGUACCACUGCUACAACCAGCAGCAACGAUGACCCAGUGGAUACUGAAGUAUCCUUACCAGAAGACCAUAUGGUCGAGAGUGAUGGAGUCGAUGACGAGGCCCCAUUGGAGGUGGUGCCCGAACAUAUCAUGUCUGGCAAGACCUAUGUGCCAGAAGGAUAUAUUAUGGACUCGGAUGGGUCUCUGAUAGUGGACGGUGCUGCUGACAAGCAUUGUGAGGUGAUUUUGCCUAGUGAGGGUAUUGAGGAGGCCGGCAGAGGAAAGCGACGGCACAUUGCAAACACGCAAUAUGGAGAAUAUAAUGCACACUAGUUAGAAUUUGUU
Suillus paluster is the source of this 468-nucleotide messenger RNA. RefSeq lists its product as uncharacterized. The record is from RefSeq and is a predicted model, not a curated record. Lineage: Eukaryota; Fungi; Basidiomycota; Agaricomycetes; Boletales; Suillaceae. The transcript has a single exon. The annotation marks the transcript as partial.